AUGGUCGCAACUGGUAUCUCCGUCGGAAGACUUGGAAAGAGAGGUUUCCCAACAACAAAGAGACCUAAGGUCCAAAAGACAAAGAAGACCUCCAAGCACAGAGUUGUCAAGGAUAUUGUUGAAGAGGCUAUCGGUAUUGCUCCAUACGAAGCAAGACUUAUUGAUCUUAUCGAAAUGUCCGAAAAGAGAGCUUUGAGAUUUGCCAAGAAGAGACUUGGCUCUCUCACUCGUGCUAAGAAGAAGCUCAGAGCUGUCGAAGAUCUCAAGAGAAGAAUCAAGAGAAGACAACAAGACAGAUUGAACGAACAACAAAAACUCCAAGGAGCUACUACUACCACUCAAAAGUAA
Messenger RNA from Naegleria lovaniensis, 348 nucleotides. RefSeq lists its product as uncharacterized. The record is from RefSeq and is a predicted model, not a curated record. Gene Ontology annotation, molecular function: structural constituent of ribosome. Gene Ontology annotation, cellular component: ribosome; cytosolic large ribosomal subunit. The coding region runs from base 1 to 348 and encodes 115 amino acids. Gene Ontology annotation, biological process: cytoplasmic translation. Lineage: Eukaryota; Heterolobosea; Eutetramitea; Acrasida; Naegleriidae. The transcript has a single exon.